Aedes aegypti (yellow fever mosquito) is the source of this 616-nucleotide messenger RNA. RefSeq names its product cuticle protein 12.5. The transcript has 2 exons. Bases 142 to 528 code for a protein of 128 amino acids. Lineage: Eukaryota; Metazoa; Arthropoda; Insecta; Diptera; Culicidae. The record is from RefSeq and is a predicted model, not a curated record.
UGGAUCCAGUCUUGCAGGUAAGUUGAGGAUAAUGACGUCGACAAGCGUAAUUAAUUUCGGGGUAUAUAUAGUGAUAAAGAGUUCUGGAGAGAUCACAGAAUUAUUCUGACUUUCAAGAACCAACAAUCAUCCUUUGCAAUCAUGAAGUGCAUCGCAGCUGUAGUCAUGAUGGCUUUCGCCGUUGCCGCCGAGGCUGGAUAUGUGCCGCUGUUGUACAGUGCUCCACUGGCUUACUCCGGCCAUACCACCGUUGUCCAGGGCAAUCAAGCAGAUCCCGCCAAGAUCACUGAGCUCCCGGCUAUUGCUUACACUGCUCCAGCUUUUGCUCAGUAUUCGUAUCCGGCUUACUACAACUAUGCCUACCAGGCUCCAAUUGCUUACCAAGCACCACUUGCCUACCAAGCACCGGCCGUUCUUCUGCAGAAGGAAGCUCGCUAUUUGGCCGCCAACCGUGGGGCCAUUCACGAGGCUCCACUUCCUGGACACGAGAUCUCCCAGCAGCAGCUCAAUCUGGAACCAGCUGCGUAAAUCCGGUUGAGUGCGGUCUCUGGCUGAAUUUAGGCUUUGUGAUAUUAUCUGCUAAAUUUUGAAAUACACGUUUAUUCUGGCAAACUGA